GAAAUUGAUCGUAACUCCUCGCUUGGACAGUACAUUUUGCUGCAGCGGAGCAACAUCCAAAAAAAACCCCAGAAGUCGACGGUGGAAAUUUGCCAUUAGACCUAAAAAAAAAAAAAAAAAGGAAGAUUUUUUUUUUCCUUCUGAAAUCCCAAAGACCAAUCUUUUGUAUUAUGGACCCCAACAAGUCUGCGAGCGCUCCUCCACAGGACUGGACCGAUGAGAAGUCCCUCUUGGGACAGUCAGCCCCUCCGGCCUACCAUGACAACCCUCAGCCCGGCAUGGGAUAUCCACAACAACCGAUGGGUGUUGCAUCUCCACCACCUUAUGCCGGAGCAGGAUACGGACCAUAUCCCAUGGGUCAGCAGUACCCAGGACAGCCAAACACCGUCACUAUCCAGCCCACAGUGUACGUGACUCGUUGUCCACUGGCUCAACCUGUCAAUGACUACUUGUGUUACUCCAUCUUCACUAUGCUGUGCUGCUGCCUGCCGCUUGGAAUUGCUGCCCUCAUCUACUCCAUCUCAGCUCGUGAAGCCAACCACGUCGGGGACCAGAUGACAGCAGAGCGGAGCAGCAGGAUGGCCAGGACACUGAACCACGUGGGCCUGGGACUCGGUAUCGGGGUCAUCAUCCUCUCCAUUGUCUACACAGUGGUUAUGGUGUCCGCCAUUUCCAACUAAAUCUGUUUCAGCAUCCUUCCUUUAUUUCUAGUCGCCAUACUCUUUCUACAUCAGGUAAUCAGACCACAUCAGGAAUAUUACUGACUAUUCGGGAGACACUUUGUAACCCUGUAGUCACCUGAUUGGCUAAAAGAUCUUAGAAAGUUUAUUGGUAUUAUUCAAAAAGUAGUUGGCCUACCACUUAAUAAAAAGCUCUUUACAUGUAAUCAGUUACCCUCCAGCACUGUAGAGAUUUACCACUUUCCAAAGUUCAUAUUUCUACAUUUUUUUUGUGUUUGCGAUUUGCUAUGUUAUCACACAUCUAAAAAAUUUUUAUGUAAAAUGUUUUUCAACUUUGAUGCCUUAAGAGUUCAGCAUGCAAUGUUGCUCCACCACACAUGCAGACUUCAAGUAUUAUCCAAAGAGAGUUUUACAUUUCAUGUUCAAUCAGCAAACUAGUUGUUGCUUUCUGCAGUUUAAAGAGCUUUAUCUAAUCAGAGAAAUGCUGCUGCCCUUUUGAUAGAGUUGUCGGCUGUAAAUAUGCACUAACGCCUAACUCUAACACUCUUAAAAGUUUGCUAACAUAGAAUUGCAUUUAAAAAACAAAACAAAAACAAAGUAAUGCUCCAAAUAUACUCACCAAAGGAUAAAUCUGGCUUUGUGAAGUUCAAGUGUGAGUCUGUCUGAUCUGAUCCACCACAGAGGAAAGGGCUUCCUGUUUAUUACAACUGAACAGGAAUGUGCAGCUUCUCACAAAGUCGGCAGAAACUUAGCAACAGUGGAGCCAAUAUGGCUGACACAGCCAGUUGCUCAAUCACUGGCUCUAGCUCUUUAAUUUGAAAGCUGUGGUGUGUUAUGUAUCACUGGCCUGACUGCUGUUUGUCAUGCGGUGUCUGUGUCUGUUCUUUUCUUAGUCAAAGCUGAAAAAGAAAUACUUUUCUGUAUACCAAAUUUCUUUAUAAAUAAAGUUCAAGUAUAUUGAGAGAAAAA
Toxotes jaculatrix (banded archerfish) is the source of this 1649-nucleotide messenger RNA. Its product is annotated as proline-rich transmembrane protein 1-like. The record is from RefSeq and is a predicted model, not a curated record. Gene Ontology annotation, cellular component: membrane. NCBI's taxonomy places the organism in Eukaryota, Metazoa, Chordata, Actinopteri, Toxotidae. The transcript has 3 exons. The coding region runs from base 171 to 680 and encodes 169 amino acids.